This is a messenger RNA of Chinchilla lanigera (long-tailed chinchilla), 3414 nucleotides long. It is a transcript of the gene Il4r, whose product is annotated as interleukin 4 receptor. The record is from RefSeq and is a predicted model, not a curated record. Gene Ontology annotation, cellular component: external side of plasma membrane; membrane. Gene Ontology annotation, molecular function: protein binding; cytokine receptor activity. The coding region runs from base 126 to 2558 and encodes 810 amino acids. The transcript is spliced from 10 exons. Gene Ontology annotation, biological process: production of molecular mediator involved in inflammatory response; cytokine-mediated signaling pathway. NCBI's taxonomy places the organism in Eukaryota, Metazoa, Chordata, Mammalia, Rodentia, Chinchillidae.
GGGGCGGGGCUCCGGCCCAGGAAAGCCCCGCUCCCGGGCGGCGGGCAACUGAGGUUACCCUCUCCGCGCUCGGUCGACGCGGCGGCGAAUGGAGCAGGAGCGCGCAGGUGCCUCAGCAUCUCCCCAUGGGGCGGCUUCAUGCUGGCCUCCUGCUCGCCGUGACCGGCCUGAUCCUGGCGUGGGCGGCAGGCUGUGGGAGCCUGAAGGUUCUGCGGAAGCCCACCUGCUUCUCGGAUUACCUCAGCCUGUCCACCUGUGAAUGGCGGCUGGACCGCCCCCUGGACUGCAGCGCGGCGCUCCGCCUGUCCUACGAGCUCCUGUUCAACCCGGAACCGGAUGCAGAAAUCCACACCUGCAUCCCCGAGAACAGUGCCGAUGCGGUGUGCGUGUGUCACAUGGACAUUAAGCAGCCAGUCAUCGUGGACACCUAUCAGCUGGACCUGUGGGCCGGGACGCAGCUGCUGUGGACCCACAACUUCACGCCCAGCCAGCAUGUGAAGCCCAGAGCCCCGGUGAACCUCACAGUCAGCGCCAACGUCUCCAGCGGGUGGCUGCUGUCCUGGAGCAACCCAUACCCGACAUGGAACUUCCUUCACUUCAGGCUCAGCCACCAGGUCAAAGUCUCCAGCGAGAGCAAGCCGGAGCACGUCAAAAUCUACAACCUGACCUACAAGGAGACCAGCUUCCACCUGGAAGCCCGAGACCUGAUGUCCGGGGUUUCCUACACCGCGUGGGUGAGGGCCCUGGCCCAGCUCAACGGCAGCACCUGGAGUGAGUGGAGCCCCGGCGCCAAGUGGAAGAACCACUACGAGCAGCUGCUGGAGCAGCGCGUCAAGCUGGGCGUCCUCAUCUCCUGCUUCCUCAUCACGCUCAUCUGCCUGUCCUGCUACUGCAGCAUCAGCAAGAUUAAGAAGGAGUGGUGGGACCAGAUUCCCAACCCGGCCUGUAGCCCCGUGGUAGCCAUUGUCAUCCAGGACCCCCAGGUGUCACCAUGGGAGAAGUGGUCCCGGGGCCAGGAGCCCAGGAAAUGCCCACGCUGGAAGACAUGUCUGACCAAGCUCCUGCCCUGCUUUCUGGAGCACAGCGUGAAAAAGGAUGAAGAUCUCCCGAAGGCUGCCAGGAACAGGCCUUUCCACGGCCCCGGCAGAUCAGUGUGGUGCCCCGUGGAGGUCAGCAGGACGGUCCUCCUGCCGGAGACUAUCAGCGUGGUGCGGUGCGUGGAGUUGUUUGAGGCUCCCGCAGAGGUCAAGGAGGAAGAAGAGGAGGUGGAGGAGGAUAGAGGGGGCAGAGAGGACUCCUGCACAUCCCUGGAGGGCAGCGAGGGCAGCUUUCCAGAUGGCAGGGUGAGGAUCGCGGAGAGCAUGAUCCUGGGCCUGCUGGGGGCGGAGGACGGGGAUGUCUGCCGGCCCAGCCUGGGGGAGCCCUGCCUUCUGCUGCCCCCGGGGAGCACGAGCACGCAGACGCCCUGGGCCUUGUUCCCCACCCCUUGGGACGAGGAGCAGCCUCAGGCCGGGGCAGCCCAGGGCCCAGCCUGCCCCGAGGUGCCCCUGGUCGUCAAGGACAACCCCACCUACCGCAGCUUCAGCCACUUUCAGGGCCAGGCCCAGAGCCCCGGAGGGCUGGCCCCAGAACCCCUGUGGGGCGAACACCUGAAGGAAGGGGGGGACCCCACGAGCCCUGGCACCCCCCAGCCCUCAGAGCCACAGACCUGGGAGCAGAUCCUCCGCCAGAGCGUCCUCCAGCACGGGGCCACCCCGGCCCCCGCUGUCACCUCCUGCAGUGGCUACCGGGAGUUCGUGCAGGCGGUGAGGCAGGGCGGCCCCCAGGACGGUGCGGCGGCCCCCGGCCCCUCGGGAGACGCUGGGUACAAGGCGUCCUCCUGCCUGCUCCCUGACAGUGCCACCUUGGCAGGGGCGGCAGGGCCCGGGGGCAGCAGUGGGGACGGAGGCUACAAACCCUUCCAGAACCUCGCUGCCAGCUACACUGGGCACCCGGCCCCCGGCCCUCUGCCCCUCUUCACCUUUGGCCUGGAUGUAGAGCCACCUGUCACCCCCCAGAACCCCCUCCCCACAAGCACACCCCCAGAGGGCCUCAGUCUGGGGCCAAAGGUCAAAGAGGAGGACAGGCAGAAGCCGCUGGUGCCCCCCCAGGAGGCCACCACCCCUCUCAGGGACGACCUGGCCAGUGGCAUCGUCUACUCUGCCCUCACCUGCCACCUGUGUGGUCACUUGAAGCAGUGUCACGGCCAAGAGGAGGCCGGCCAGGCCCAGCUCGUGCCCAGCCCCUGCUGUGGCUGCUGCUGUGGAGACAGGUCGUCACCCCCAGGGGCGCCCCCUGGGGCCUUGGAGCCGGCCCCGGCUGAGCCUCCGCUGCACGCCAGCCUCCGCCCCGCCUCCCCGGCACCCGUGGGCAUCUCGGAGGAGGAGAAGUCCUCCCUGUCCUUCCAUCUUGCGCCCAGCAAUGCUCAAAGCUCAAGCCAGGCCCCCAAAGUGGGCGGCCUAGUCCCCCCAGGGCCCCUGAGCGUGAGCGAGUCCAGCUACGGGCCUUCUUGUUGCUGAGGUCUGCCGGGGGCGCUGGGCCCGUCCGAGCCCCGGAACCUCCUUCGGGAGGCGGCCCAGGUGGCGGAUUUCCCGCAGCCUGUGAGAUGGAGGCAUGACCUUGGCCUAACACCAGGCCGCAGGCUGGGCCCCACCCCUGUGCCGGCCUGGGGGAGCCCAGCCUGCGGGAGCCCAGGGCUCCGGGCGGCUCCUUCCCACUGGAGCGCCUGCAGGGGUGUGGGGCAGCCCGGCUUACGAAUGAGCGGCUGCCUGCCACCCCCACCGUGUCCCCCGCGACUGUCCCCAUCCGACCCACCCGGGUCCGUGUCGUCUGCCCGGUCACUUGAGUGCCUGCGGUUGGCUGUCCCCAUCUCACCAAAUGGAAAGUUGAACCCAGAACCUUGAGGCCAACAAAGGACGACUUGGGAGGCCUUGGCCGUGGGCAGAAGUCGGGUCUCAGGUGAUGCUCGGGGCACAGAGGCGACACUUACUCUGCACACUCGGGGCAGAAGAAUGAAAGGAAUUGUCACUACCAAAGCAGUGGCAGUUGCUCCCAGGGGCCCACGCACAACUGUCGGGUUGGGGCUCCCACGGAGGUCCCUGAGCACACAGACUCAGCUCCCUGUGACUGUCCUCCGUGGACCCCAGUGCUGACAGCCCCAGAGAGGCAGAGGGCAGUGGCAUGUGUCCCGGGGCCCAGCUGGGGCUGGACAGUCCCUGCUCCAGACCCCAGGCCUCGGGUGCUGGGGAAGGGGGGCUGGGCAGGGUGCUCCCUGUCUGCGCGCCCCAGGACUAUGUCACUGCCUGCCUCUGUUUGCUGGGGAGGGCGGAACAGGACCCAGUUGGAGUUUUAUAUAAAUAAAAUUCUUUAUCUUUA